UUCACUCCGCCUUCAGACCGGUCGGAUCGGUUUUAGGUCGUCGUCGCGCGCGCACACGCAAGUCGCCUGCCGGUACAGACGCAAUCUUAUAAAUACAUUUUUUUAUUCUCCAACAUUAAAAACAUAAAAUUUAACCCUUCAUAGUUGGUGUCGAGUGAAACAGUGGAUGUCUUAUCAUCGACCACGGCUCCAGUGUCGCAUUUAUCGUCCGUAAAAUAAAGUGUUGUGUCAGAAUUUUGCACUGCAAGUUUUGCAUGUAAGAGAAUCCUGUGUUGUGCUUAGUUCGAGUGAAAUUUGUUUCUGUACAGCACGCGGUUCGGAUUAAGUCAAGUUCAUUGUGAGUUUUAUCUUGAUCACCGAAACUGGACAUGUGAGGGGGAUUCAGUAUGCUAGGGGUCACGUGACCGCAUGGCGUCCGAGGCGCGCUCGCGUUCCCCGCAAGAUGGCGCACGCAGGAGGCGGGAAAACACCAGGUCUCCGUACGUGACGCUGGGAGCGGUGCGGUACUCGGUGCGUCGUGUUCCGGCGCCGCGCGCCUGCCCGUGCCGCUGCUGCUCCGAGGAGGCGGUGGCGGCGUGCCUCGGCCGGGCCAAGCCCGACAGACGCACGCUGGAUCGCAUCCAACGCCACCUGGGCCGCGGCUCGCGAGACGAGCGGCCCUCGCGCCACCAGCGCCUCCAGGCGCUCACCGACCUGCUACGGCCGCGACCGCACCAGCCCCCGCCGCCGCCACCGCUUCCGCCACCACCGCACACUGCACCAGUACUGCCACCAGUACCGCCGCCGCGUUUGCGCCACAGACACAGCCCGCCGCGAGGAGCCUCCGUUGAUCGUUGCGACGAAUUCGAUGCAGACAACAUCACUUUGGUGCGCGUUGAACCUCGAUCUAUUGUAGGUUCAUACGCUCAGAAAACUAUACCGUAUCGCAGCGCGUCUUUUUCACAGGGUGACUUUGCACAAGAAAAAUAUUAUCGAGAGUCGAAGCGUCAGCCGUCUGCCUUCGAUUUCGGAAAAAGGACUAUAAAGGCAGCAAGUCCAAUCGUAGCGCGACUAGAUACAGAAUCUUCUAGUAACGCAACUGAUGAAAAUGUAACUGAAGAAGGAUCGAUAGCCUCAGUGGCAUCCGUUGACUCUGCAGUUGGAUCCGAUGAAGGACUUUUAACCCACGCGUCUGCAGCAGGUCGUUCACCACCUUUGGAUGGACCCCACAAAAUAUUAGGUGCACGGUCGCUAACCCAUCCUUUGCCGAGACGAAUACCACCUGUAAGAGAAGAAGGACCGUCAGAAGCUGGUGGAAGUCUGCCUGCGUUGAUGGCACCGCGUGUCUUACAUGAACUACGCGAAGAAAGUGAUGGAUCUCAAGCUGACAGUGCCCAAGCUCACAGUGAAGGAACUUCACCUUUGGAACCCAAUCAACCAUUUUCGUUCCCCCCUUUACCAGAUCCUCCAGCAAAUGCUUGUGCCAAUAUAGACUGUGAUUGUUCGCAAUUCCCUGUGACAGUUGAUAGCCACGGAAUUGACGUUGAAUCGAGUGAUAUUGCGAGUUCGAUACCAGUGCCGGUAUAUGAGUGUAUAGUGAAACAGUGGUCAAAGGAGUUACCUCAUGAAGAACUGCACCGUUCUGACGGCGCUUCGGACGGUUCGCUAGACAGAGACAAAGAAGAUGAAACGAUAACAAGUGAACAAGUUGCUAAUCUGCUCGCUGCUGUGCAAAAUCCUUGCACACCAGCCCCUAUAGGUGCUAGAGAAAGAAGAAGGCCUCUUGACAAAACGAAAAGGCGGAAAGGAAUUUAUAUAACAACACCAAGCGACGAGGGGGGAGAAGAAGAUCCACCUUCGUUGAACGGGUGUAAGCGCGAAAGCAGUGACGCAUCACUACAAGACAUGCGUUUAUCUGCCGAAACUAGAACAUCAUCAAUACUCGGUGAUAAAUCAGAUGAUUCGUUCACAAACGGACCACCGAGUCCGUCCGAUUCGAUGGCUCCGAUAUGGCCUCGCUCAGAGGAAGUUAAAUCGAGACGAGCUAGAUUUUACCAGCAAAGUUCUGAUGAGCGGGACGAUGACUCAUAUCAACCAAGACGAAAAUAUGGUGAUUCUCCGUCUACAGUGACACUUGUUCUCGUGAACGAUAGUGACAGUUGUUCUCGUGACCGAACUGCUUCACCUUCGGAUACUUCUGAUGUUGAAGCCAAACGACAGCAGUUUUGUCGUGGACCUUUUGGUAAAAAUUUAGAAGCUCCACCGAGUCGCUCAGUGGAAGUGGGUAGAAGAAGUUUUUCUGAUGCAACUGUUCCAAGUCGUAAAACAAGUGUUGGUGCUAUGUCAGUGGGGAGCAGGGGUCGUGGGCCUACACACGUUAGGGCAACCUCGUCACCAUCAAAACUGGCUGGCGUGAAACCAGGCACGGACUUGUUGGCUGAACUCCUCCGAGGGAGCUCCGAGGCGCUUUCCAACUCCUCAGCGUUCGACAACGUGAUCCUGACGCUACAUCAACACAAUGACACAAGGACACACGUCGUCGUCGAAUUAUACGAAACGGAGAAAUCGUAUGUGGAAGCCUUGGAGAUAUUAGUAAAGAAAUAUCUCCAGCCCCUAAAGAGUCCGGAGAACGCAGCCUUACUUGACGCGUAUCUUGUCGACGAAAUCUUCUAUCAAGUGCCGGCGAUCCUGAAUGUGCACCAAGUAUUUUUAGAGCAACUGAGGAGACGGUUAGAACAAUGGGAUCUGCAACAAAAAGUCGGAGAUGUCUUCUUGGAAGUCUUCACAAAACCAGCUGUAAUGGACACUUACAUGUCUUUCAUAAGCAACUUGAAGAAGGCAAAAGAAACUAUAAAAACUGCAGCAUCAUCACGACCUGCCUUCGCGAAGUUCCUAGACGCUAUGGCCAGGGACCACAAGGGAAAGUUGUCUUUGGACAAUUUACUAAUAAAACCCGUGCAAAAGUUCCCAAGCUACAAGCUGCUGAUACAAAGGCUGAUCAAACAUACUGAUCAAUCACACCCAGACCAUAAACUCUUGCUAGAGGCACAAAAACAAAUUCACGAUCUCCUAGAAUUUAUUAACUGCACCGAAAAAGAAAGUUUGGAAUAUGAAUUACAACAACAGACCCUUAGAGAUUUAGAACAGAUGAUCGAAGGUCUGUCUAACCUGGUAACCGCUGAUAGGCUGUUUAUAAAACACGAAAUGGUGACAAUGCCUUCAGCUCAAGGAACCAUCAAAGACAGAGCUCUAUUUCUCUUUAAUGAUACGCUCUUGAUAACCAGCGUGAAAAGAAGAACCGGUACUAUUAAGAAACCUAUGCCAACCUACCAAAGUACUAUAGCGAGUCAAAUGGAGGGGAACAAGUACAAACUGCUCAUGCGAAUGUCAUUGGCUGAUCUCGAUAUUAUAAAAGCUAAAGACGAAAACGUAAGGCGAAUAAUCAACGAAGUAGAGAAACUAAGGGAAGACGUGAACACACUGACUCUGAUAUCAGAUCACGUGGCAGCGCUGCACACCCAGCACGCGCAGCUUGAGGAACUCGUCCGGGACAUGUUGCAUUCGUUGAACCGCCAACUAUCGGAGCGUCAGAACAGCGACGGCCAGUUGUGUUGCAUGGAAAUCACGUUGAACACCGCUAAUGGCCCGGAAAAUCUUACUAUAAUAUUUUCUAAGCCUGACAAGAGAAAUCAAUGGGAAGAAAUCAUCAAUGAUGUCAAGCAAAAACUAUGUUUGUAUGGCCACGAGCGGCCACCACCAGAGUUCCUAUCACCUGUGCCGAUCAGGAAGACCAGAGCUGGUCUCCAGUUUACGUGUGCAGCACCCACCUUGCCGCCGCCAGGUCAAUCUCCAGAUGUCUGGGUGUGCAACAGUGACGGCUACGUCGGCCAAGUCUGCGUUUUGACCCUGACCCCGAAACUGGAGGUCACUUCAUGCAACGGAGUGUGCAACGCUCGGAUCCUGUGCGUGGCCUGCGUGCCUCCCGCACCAGCACUCACCAGGCAGCAGACCGUGGAUGUACCGAGCACAAGUUCGCUGAGCAGCACCAGCUCUGUGAAGCCGGGUAUCAGCAUUUCCGACCCGGAUGACAGUUGCAAGAAUGUCCGGCUAGACAGCUCAUCAUCAAGCGACGAAGAAGACGACGGGUCCUCCAGCGAGACCCAGGACGCGCAGUCGGAGCGCAGCCAGGACUCAGCACGGCUGCUGCACUGCCUCGCGCGGACCCUCACCCCAAGCCACAGCAAGAGCCUCAGCACCCCACACACUGGACAGAACAUACAGGUCCACCCAGUCAUGAAGAGCAGCUCCAACCCGGCAGUCGACAAGCAGGCCAUGGGUAUUAGCGCCGGUACUCUAUCAUCUCCAGCCAGUCGUCAGUCUUCAGAAGACAAUGCAACAACUGCUAACCAGCCCACAAUGUGGCUGGGCACUGAGGAUGGUUGCAUCCACGUAUACAAUUGCAUGGACAAUAUCAGAAUCAAAAAGAAUAAAGUCAAGUUGCAACACAAUUCAGGGGUUCAUUCCAUAGUAUUCGUGGAGGGGAAGGUGUUUGUGGCACUAGGAAAUGGUGAUCUCGUGGUGUAUUGUCGGGACAUUGAUGGAUCUUGGACUGAACGUAGCACUAUCAGCGUUGGUACCGGCAGCACUCCGGUGAGCAGCAUGUUGCUCUCGGGAGGGAAGCUUUGGUGCGCGACCCACGCCUCGAUCAAGAUCAUCAAUCCUCACACAUUACAGGUGGACGAAACAUUCCAAAUAAGUUCAGAAACGAAGCCAAUAAGCCACAUGGCGGUCGCGGGCGUCACCAUAUGGCUCUCGCUGCACAACGCGGCGCAACUGCGCUGCUACAAUACGAACACUCGCGAGCAGCUCGCCGAGAUCAACAUCACUCCGCAAGUCAGCAAGAUGUUGCACGGCUGCGAUGACAUAAUACGUCAGCACAAGGCGGCGUGUCUCCGCGUGACGGCGCUGCUCGCUCACCGGGACAUGCUCUGGGUGGGCACCAGCGCCGGCGUGCUGCUGACCGCGCCACUACUGAACGCACCCAACGCGCGGACCGGGGUCUUCACUGUUCCACAACUAACAGGCGUCACCUACGGCCACACAGGGCACGUAAGAUUUUUGACGAUAGUCGAAAAUCCGGUAUCGACGAAGCAGCCGCCAAAGUCCACGCAGACCUCAUUAAAGACGAAAGCGUUGAGCCGACGCUCGGCCAACGCGGAGAAGCUCCAGAAACAAGCUGAAACCGGUCAAACCAACAAAGAGACCCUCGUUAUCUCCGGAGGGGACGGCUACGAAGAUUUCAGGAGUUCGACGAUGACCGAGGACGCCGGGAGGGAGGACUCCACCAACCAUCUCCUUCUCUGGAGGGUCUGAACGAAUUUCACGGCCUACAGGGUUCUGUAAUGACGCGACGCAGAGAAACGCUGAGAGAUUUGAAGCCGAAUGUCCGGCGCGCAAUUCUAUUAAACAAACCCGCGCGACCGCUUCGAGGAAUCAGCUUUUUUUUUUCCUACCUAAUCUGAUAGCCUGGAGAGGCUAUUUCAGCGUAACCUUAACUAGUAGGUGAGCUGACGGGGCUCAAAUCGAAGUGAUGCAAACACUGGCCCUAGCAAGAGCAGUGUUUCGCAGAAUCUACCACCGGAUCGGACACUCGACCCACUGAGAAGAUUCAGCGAGAAACUCAGUGGGCUAUGUCUAUGGGUUAAUUUACUCGUCGAGCCCUUCGUCACAAGCGACGGGUUCGACGAGGACGGUGACCAGUGCUUGUGGUACCUAAAAGCACCGUUAAUGGAUCGGGAGGAUCCGUAAUGACGUGUUUUGGGCGACAUCGACUGUUUACCAUUCGGUCUACAGGAUCGGGUAGGAAUCAGCGCUGUUGCACUUUCGACACGGUUUUUGUUUGGACGCGGCGGCGCACGCUAUGUCGUGUUUAGCAGAAUUGCGCGACCGGCGUCACGGCUGCAAGUAAAGGAGCCUAACUUAUAACUUAACUGUGUUUUUGUUGAUGAAUGUUUAGUAUUCCAGCUUCUGAGUGUCGAUGUGUACGCUAAUUUAAAAAUUGUUGUAUUAAAUAUAAAUGAGUGUUGCGCUUAAACGCGUAACUGAGAUUAUUAAAAGUUAGUUAAGGCAUUAAAUGUCAUAUUUUAUCACUAUCAGAAUUUGUUGAAAGGAAAUCUGAACAUCGUGCAGUAUUAUUAUUAAAGAAAAUUUUUAAAAUCGUUUAUCAUUGCGGCCCAAGUUCGGCCGGUUACGUAUCUUAGACGUUUAUAGUAUUCAAAAUGUUUUUAGAGUCGUUUACAUGUCUAUUCAUAUCAAAGGCAUAGAGUUUUGUGUCUAUAAUGUAAUUAAAUGUGAAAUCGUAGUAUUAUAACAGGAGUAUUGAAAUAAAGAAAAUUUAUUUACCUAAAGUGUUUGUUAGGUAGCUGAAAUUGUUCGCUAAUUUCGUCUUAAUAUAGCUUCGAUUUGACGAUGGAAGUCGGUGUUUAGAAGCUUAACAUUUCCAAUUUCCGCUGUAAAUUCAAAGGGCUCUAAUUAAAAUUUUCCGUCGUAUCGAAAUAGUUGAAGUUGUUGAAGUUCAAUUCACCAGAUAGCGUAUCGAGGUGAGCAGUCAAAAACUGUUCGAAACGCGACCAUAAGCCGUGAGGCAACUUAAAAACUUAGAUAUAGAACGUAGGUGUAUAAAAAUUAUUCAAAAUCUGUGUAUCCUAUGUGAACAUUUACUAGAGAAAACCGUCAUUGUGAUUGCUCAAGAAAUAAUAAACGUUACCUGAUCCGACAUAUUGGUUAGAGCUAAUCAUUGAAUAAAGUGGUUUUUAAUAGUGUAUGUAGCCUGUUACACGUUAUGUCUAAUGAAGCAGAAUAAAUAAAUGAUCACACUAA
Bombyx mori (domestic silkworm) is the source of this 6858-nucleotide messenger RNA. Its product is annotated as rho guanine nucleotide exchange factor 17. Gene Ontology annotation, biological process: actin cytoskeleton organization. Gene Ontology annotation, molecular function: protein binding; guanyl-nucleotide exchange factor activity. The transcript has 20 exons. Lineage: Eukaryota; Metazoa; Arthropoda; Insecta; Lepidoptera; Bombycidae. The record is from RefSeq and is a predicted model, not a curated record. The coding region runs from base 409 to 5352 and encodes 1647 amino acids.